AUAGACACUUUAAAAACAUUGCGCCGGAGUGUUUCGUUGAGCAUAGACGUCGCGCCGUGCCGUGUGUGCUUGUGUGCGUUUAUAUACCAUCACACAAAACUUCAUCAAAAUGCCGGCUCCAGACUAUAAUGUGGAGCUGGACCUCAGUGAACCACCCCCGGAGCUGCAGGAAUAUGCAAGAUUGCAAUGUGGAGAGGAUCCUAACACAAAAUUGCAAGCUAUUUGCGAGCUUAAAGAGAUGAUAUACGAGCGAGGCGAGUGCAAUCCUCAUCGCAUGGACGAUGAAUUCUUGCUGAGAUUUUUGCGAGCCCGCAAUUUUAUACCUCAAAGAGCUCAUAGAUUGAUGGUGAAUUAUUACCGAUUCAAGGAAGAAAAUCAGGAUUUAUUUGAAAAUGUGUACCCAUUGGAUCUCCGAAGGAUAGGAGAUGCAAAUGUUCUAGCUGUGCCUCCAUAUCGUGAUCAGAACGGACGGAGGCUACUUAUUUAUAGAAUAGGCUGUUGGGAUCCUAAAGCCAUAGCGGUGGAAGAGCUCUUCAAAGCAACAAUUUUUGCUCUUGAGCUGGGUAUGUUGGAGCAACGCACUCAGAUCCUGGGUGGAGUGGCUUUGUUUGAUCUGGAAGAUCUGGGCACUCAGCACGCAUGGCAGAUUACUCCAUCCGUAGCCAACAAAAUAGUCAAACUUUUAGUGUCUAGUUUCCCUGCAACCACACAUGCAAUACACGUGAUCAACCAUUCAUGGAUAUUUGACAAAAUGUACAGUAUAUUCAAGCCUCUGUUGACAUCUGAAAUGCGGUCCAGAAUCUUCUUCCACGGUUAUGAUAUAAGUUCUUUGCACAAGCACAUUCUGCCCGAGUAUCUGCCAAAAAGGUAUGGUGGCACAUGGCCAGAUUUUCCGUAUACGGUAUGGUUGGAUUCAUUAAAGAAAAAUGUCAUAGUGGCUAAAGAGGUCCUGGGAUGUGGGUAUAAAUUUCGUGAGGAGGACAUUUGUCCCGAGGUCGUGAGACAACUUAAAGAACAAGGCAUAAAGUUAUCGUGAAAGUAUAAUUAUUAUGAAGUGAAUUACAAUAAUUUGAGACUUGUUUUAUUUUAGUGUACUUAAUUAAAUGAUCAUUUUGUAAUAGAUAUACAUAUAGAAAUUAUAAAUGCGAAAGUGUCUGCUAAAUUUUAACGGCCCAUCCGUUAAACAAAUUUUGACGAAAUUCGUUACCUUACAGAGAUUGCUUGCAUUCUAGGGACGGGCAUCCAUCGGCUACUUUUUAUCCCGGAAAAACAGACUUCCGACGCGAUUUUUCAAAUUCCUAUUAUAUUCCUAUAUAUAAUAUAUUCACAGGGGCAUCAUCUAGUGUUAAGUAGUUUUUAAUUAAUAUUAUAGGGGUUUACCUUGAUAGAAAACACACGAUCAAUGUAUCUGUUUCAUCUACUUUACUACUCACUAAAUAUGGAAGUUUAGAGUGAAAUUAAAGAAUACCUUGCUUGACACUCUUUUUGCUUAAGAUUUCGUAUUUUAAUUAAAAGUAAACUAUCCUAGAAAUCUAGAUUAAGAAACUUGUGGCAAGUAGUUUUAUGUUGGUAGGUAUAACCAGUAGUAAUUAUACAAUCUAGUAAUCAAAUUAUCGAUUCACAGACAUCGUUAUAGAUUGAAAAUGUACCUAGUCAUUAAAUAAAUUGUUCAAACAAUGAUAAUUGCGGGUUUUUGCAAGUUUUUUUAUGGCAUCACCCAAUUCCAGAGAUCAAAUUGCUAUCUUAACCAACACUAAUAAACUGUAUCCGUCUAUAAUUAUUUUUAAUUCUGGCAACUAGGCUACUAAGUUAAUACGAUGUUGGGAUCUGAAAAUUGAUUCCAUAAUAGUAUUCUUACUAAAUAUAAUAAUUAUGUAGGUGUACAUAGCAGGUAAUAACACUGAAUCCAAUCGUGGCCAAGUUCAAUUUAAAUUUUUUGUUUUUAUACUCAAUAAUAAUUAUUAAAUAAUUAACUUUAAUUUUAAAUUAGAUUAACUAUAACUAGUUGACCCGGCCUGGCUUCGCAAGUAUACCAAGUUGCGUUAAAAUCCGUUCAGUAGUUUCAGCGUAAAGUGUGCUCAGACAGAUAGACAAAAAUUAUAAAACUGGCCAAGUGCGAGUCAGACUAGCGCAUUGAGGAGCAGAAAAAGUAAAACGUAUGUGCGUAUGAAUCACUUUUGUUAACGAACCGCAAAACUACUCGUAAGUUUGUUCGUAGAGGAUUGUUGAUAUAAUUAGGUAUACCUUUACCUACUGUUAAUAUAAAACAAACUAUGAUAGUUAGAGUGCUGGUUUUAUUUUUUUAACAUUUGCAUUCGACAUAAAUCGUUCAGUUACAGUAUACGUAUAGAUUUAAGUUUAGUUAUAAAAUUAGAUUAACAAGUAGGUAUUUUCGGUAUAAUCAAUACAAAAAACUUUUUGUACUGAUUAUUUAUUAUUAUCAUGUAUUUGAUUACUUAUUUAAGAUCAAGAUGUAAUACUUACUACAUAUGUAUAAGUACCUACAUAUAAUGCAAAUAGUUGUUUACUUGUAAUGAUAAUAAUAUGAGGUUUGUAAAAAUAUUAUUACAUACGUAUAAUUUCAUUUUAAGUUUAAAAUAGGGAUAUAAUAAUUAAGAUUCGUCAAAAAACCUGUGAUAAAAACUUAUUCCAAUGGUGAAAGAAUCAUCUAUUUUAAAUGUUUGUAUGAUACUUAAAGUAAGGUAAAGAUAAUAUGGGUUAUUAAACUUAAGGAGAAACUGUUCAAAUAGAUUAUAUUUUUCAGGUUAAUAUAAGUUUUAUUGUAAUUUGCCAAUUCAGUGCUUGUCCUUGUAGUCCAGCAGCAUGUGCCUUAUUAUGAUUUACUCUAUGAAAUAAAAUGUUUAAGUGA
This is a messenger RNA of Maniola jurtina (meadow brown), 2869 nucleotides long. RefSeq names its product alpha-tocopherol transfer protein. NCBI's taxonomy places the organism in Eukaryota, Metazoa, Arthropoda, Insecta, Lepidoptera, Nymphalidae. Gene Ontology annotation, cellular component: membrane. The coding region runs from base 110 to 1036 and encodes 308 amino acids. Gene Ontology annotation, molecular function: phosphatidylinositol bisphosphate binding. The record is from RefSeq and is a predicted model, not a curated record. The transcript is spliced from 6 exons.